GGGAUGUUACGUGUCCUACUUAUAUCAGUACACUCGUAACAACUUAAGCAUCACGAAACUUAUAUUCGAUCAAAUAAACCUCACGUAGCAAAUAAGCCAUUAUUUUGGGGGGGAGCAAAUUCGACACUCAUUGACCUCCAUUGAAACACUCAUUGCUUGGUGGGCGAAACGUCGAAAAAACGUCACCUGCUUGGAGGAAGACCGCCGAGUUGGGCCUCUCUCUUCCGCUUCCGGAAUUGAACGGAUGACCGUGAACUUUUCAGGUCGAUCGACAUUUUGUUAGCAAUUUAGCAAAAUAAACUGUCGUAUUUGGCGUGUCUGACAAAUAAAGGCCUUUGUCACUUGCGUCACCCACAUUGCAGCUAUGUGGUACGAAAUUCUUCCCGGUCUCGGAGUCAUGACUGUUUGUCUUAUCCUUCCUGGGGUUUUCACUGCACAGAUCCACAAACUCACUAACGGGGGGAAGGAAAAGAGAAUCGCCCGGGUUCCAUAUCAGUGGUAUCUGAUGGAGAGAGACAGACGUGUGUCAGGAGUGGAUUUGUAUUACAAAUCGAAGGGACUUGAGAAUAUCCACUGAUCCCAGAUCUCACCUAUAGAAUGGAUUUCUGUCAGAAUUCGUUGUACAUUAAUAAAGUUAUGUAUUGUCUGAAUUAA
Salmo salar (Atlantic salmon) is the source of this 654-nucleotide messenger RNA. RefSeq names its product NADH:ubiquinone oxidoreductase subunit A1 (gene ndufa1). Gene Ontology annotation, cellular component: respiratory chain complex I. The record is from RefSeq and is a predicted model, not a curated record. NCBI's taxonomy places the organism in Eukaryota, Metazoa, Chordata, Actinopteri, Salmoniformes, Salmonidae.